AUGGUACGAAAGGAGCCUGAAUACAUUGAGUUGAAUGAAUACCAUGAAGAUCAUGAUCAGAACUUAACUAGGAGGAGUAGCGACAGGAAGUGGACUAAUUUGACUAAUUCUCAAAUUCAGCUUGUGUUGCUUCGAUUGGGUGUCCUUGAAGAUGAAACCUUUGAUCAAUCAUUCGUGCCAGAAGAUAUUCACAUAGGGAAGGAACCUCAAUUCAUGUUGACCAAGAUAGAUGAAUUGAGUAUAGAAGAUUCCAUAUCAAUCGUGAGAGAUGCAUUGGUUGAACAUAAUGGUGAUGUGAAUUACUUAGCAGAUGAUUAUAAGCUUUUAGAAAGACUUAUAAGAUUGAUUCCACGGGAGGAUGAACAAUUUGAAAUCUCAGAUAUAGAAGUCGAUAAAGAAGAAGAGGAAGAAGAAGUACAUACCCGUGGACAUAUUAAUCACAAAUUAUACCUUAGAAUUAUAGAUUGGAAUCUACAAAUUAGAUUAGAAGCAGCAUUAAUUCAUUAUCAUUCACCAUAUCCAGAAAUAAGAGCAAUCACAGAACCAUACGAUGAUCCAACUAUCCCUAUAGAGACAUUUAGAGUAUAUGUUAUAAGUUUAGUAUGGACAUGUAUUGGAUCAGUGAUAAAUAAUUUCUUUGUUCAUAGAAUGCCAGGAAUUGGAUUAAGUUCUCAUACAAUGCAAGUCUUAUUUUUACCAUGUGGUAAGUUAUGGGAAAGAUAUAUGCCUCAUAAGACAUUCAGAAUAUUUGGAUAUUCCAUUGAAUUAAAUCCUGGUCCUUGGACUUAUAAAGAAAUGAUGUUAGCCACAAUCAUAUAUCUGUGUUCAUCGGGUACACCUUAUCUGGUCUAUAAUAUAUUUGUCAUGAAAUUAGAAAGAUUUUACAAUUUAAAGUGGGUCACGUAUACAUUUCAAGUACUUUUGUCUAUUUCAACCCAAUUUCUUGGAUUUGGAUUUGCAUUAUUAAUGAAGAAAGUUUGUGUUUAUCCAAGUAAAGCAAUUUGGCCAACAAUUUUACCAACCAUAGCAUUAAAUAGAGCUUUGAUGAAAGCAGAAGAGAAUAAUCCAGUUUAUGGAUGGAAGAUUUCUCAGUAUACUUUCUUUUACGUUGUUUGUAUUGGAAGUUUCUUCUAUAAUUGGAUUCCAUCUUACUUCUUUACUGCACUAUCACAAUUAAAUUGGCCUACAUGGUUUAGUCCAAAUCUGAUUCAUUUAGUGAAUGUAACAGGUACGUUUGUUGGCUUAGGGUUAAAUCCAUGGCCUACAUUUGAUUGGAAUAUAUUUGAUGCAGCAGGCUGUCUUACUAUUCCAUUUUAUACUUAUGCCAAUCAUUAUAUUGGUUCAAUGUUAGCAUUCUUUAUAAUCUUGAUUGUUUAUUAUACUAAUAACUAUUGGACUGCUUAUUUACCUAUAAACUCCAAUAGAUUAUUUAAUAAUAAGGGUGAAGUUUUCAAUGUUCAUGAUUUAUUAGAUGAGAAUAAUAUGUUUGAUAAUGAAAAGUAUCAAAAGGUUGGACCACCAUAUUUUACCGCUGCAAACUUGGUGUUAUAUGGAGCAUUCUUCUGUUUAUAUCCUUUUGCCAUAGUUUAUCAUUUUACUACUGAGUGGGAAUCAAUGAAAUCAAGUUUCCAUAAUGUUUGGGUUACUCUUAGAGAUUCUGUUAAAUCAGGAAAAUCUCAUGAUCAAUUUGGAAGAUAUCUGAACGAUCCUCAUUGUAAAAUGAUGGCCCAAUAUGAAGAUGUACCAGAUUGGUGGUUUUUGUCCAUCUUGAUUGUGAGUACGUCAUUUGCUAUAUUCUGUGUCUCAUUAUAUCCUACUGAAACACCAAUUUGGGGAAUCUUUUGUACGAUGUUAAUCAACUUUAUAUUCUUAGUUCCUAUUACAUCUAUUGCAUCAGUCACUGGGUUUUCAUUUGGAUUGAAUGUAUUGGUUGAGUUAAUCAUUGGGUAUACUAUUCCAAAUUCUGGUAUUGCCUUGAUCACUUUAAAGAGUUAUGGGUAUAAUAUUGAUACUCAAGCUAGUAAUUAUAUUACCGAUCAAAAAUUAGCCCAUUACGCAAAAAUUCCCCCCAGAGCAAUCUUCAGAGGUCAAUUAAUAUCAACGUUAUUGAAUGUGAUAAUAGCAUUAUUCGUAUCGAAUUGGCAAAUUGAUAAUAUACCUGAUAUCUGUGAUAGAAUGCAAAAGGAUAAAUUAAGUUGUCCAGGAGCCAAUACUUAUUUUUAUUCGAGUAUUCAAUAUGGGGAAAUAGGUCCAGCAAAAGUAUUUGGUGGACUUUAUCCAGUAUUAAAAUGGUGUUUCCUAUUAGGGGUUAUAUUAGUGAUUCCAUGUGUGUGGUUUAAAAACCAUGGACCCCAACUUUUGAGACGUUAUUUCCAACCCACUAUUAUAAUAGGCGGAUUUUUGGAUUAUGCACCAUAUAAUCUUCUGUAUUUCACAGGAGGAUUAUAUGUAUCAUAUUUAUUUAUGUACCAUAUUAAAAAUAACUAUAUAUUAUGGUGGGAGAAGUAUAAUUAUAUUUUAACUAGUGCUUUAUCAGCAGGAGUUGCCUUUAGUGCAUUAUUAAUAUUUUUCACUACAGAAUAUAUUACUGAUGAAUUAAAUUGGUGGGGUAAUAAUAUUACUAAACUGGGUAUUGAAGGCGGAAAUGGUCAACGAUCAUGGUUAAAUGCUAAGAAUGCACCAAAUGGAUAUUUUGGUUUGCGUGAAGGAUCAUUUCCUUAA
This is a messenger RNA of Scheffersomyces coipomensis, 2721 nucleotides long. RefSeq names its product Opt6p (gene OPT6). NCBI's taxonomy places the organism in Eukaryota, Fungi, Ascomycota, Pichiomycetes, Serinales, Debaryomycetaceae. Gene Ontology annotation, molecular function: oligopeptide transmembrane transporter activity. The transcript has a single exon. Gene Ontology annotation, cellular component: plasma membrane. The coding region runs from base 1 to 2721 and encodes 906 amino acids. The record is from RefSeq and is a predicted model, not a curated record. Gene Ontology annotation, biological process: transmembrane transport.